Molecule: messenger RNA, 1961 nt
Organism: Condylostylus longicornis
Lineage: Eukaryota; Metazoa; Arthropoda; Insecta; Diptera; Dolichopodidae
Product: G-protein coupled receptor Mth2-like
Exons: 7
Coding region: 16-1680 (554 amino acids)
Biological process (GO): G protein-coupled receptor signaling pathway; cell surface receptor signaling pathway
Cellular component (GO): membrane
Molecular function (GO): G protein-coupled receptor activity
Source: RefSeq, a predicted model, not a curated record
AAUAAAAUAAUAAAAAUGAUUAAUAAAAGACUGAUCUCAUUAUUAUUUAAGAAUAAUAAUAAUUAUAAUAUUAAAAUUAGUUGGUUUUUAUUAAUAUUUAAUAUUUUAGUUAUAAUUAAUUUAUGUAAUGGAGUAAAAUUAUCAUUAGAUAAUUAUAAUGUACCAUGUAGGUAUUCUGAUACAGUAGAUUUAAGAAAUUCAACAAAAUUAUCAAAUGGUUCAUAUAUAUAUGGUGAUAUUGUGAUACCAAAUCAAUAUAUUGGUUUAUAUGAUUAUGAAUUAUUAAAUAAUACAUAUAGAAUAUCGGUGCCAUUACAUCCAAGAGGAUGUGCAUGUAGUUUAACAUCAAAAAAAUGUUUAAGAUGGUGUUGUGAUAAUGGUCAAAUGUUUUCAGAAAGGGGAUGUGUUAAAAUUAAUGAAACAUAUACAAAUGAAUUAACAAUUGUCGAUUAUAAUGGUAAUAAUAUAACAACAGAUAUUUAUAAUUAUUUUAUACCACAAAUGAAUUAUCGACCAUGUGAUGAUAUGUAUUUUUUGGAAAGAGAUUAUCCAGGUGAUGAAUAUAUAUUAUAUGAGGAUGGUAGCCUAAAAUUAUUAUAUGACGAACGGAUUGUAGAUAAAAGUAGUAUGUGUUUCGGUUAUGCUAUGUGGGAGAAUGAAAGUGUUUCAUUUUAUCCGACUGCUUAUUUAUGCCGAACUCCACAAGAGAAUAGUUUACGAAUGGUUUUAAAUGCUUUUGCGAUGUUAUUUUCUAUACCAUUUAUGAUAAUAACAGUUUUGGUAUAUACAUUAAUUCCUGAAUUAAGAAAUUUACAUGGGAAAUCUUUGGCCUGUUAUUUAUUAGGAUUGAUAUUUGGUUAUUCAUUACUAUGUUGUCAAAUAUUUUUUAAGGAACUUAAUACAUUAUCAUGUUAUAUAAUUGGAUUUGUAGCUUAUUUUUCAUUUAUGUCAGCAUUUUUCUGGUUAAGUGUUAUUAGUUUUGAUUUAUGGUGGAAUUUUCGUGGUACACAUGGUCGAAAUUUAAGAGAUUCAAAAAAAUUUUAUAUAUUUGCACUUUAUGCAUGGGGUUUAGCAGCAACAUGUACUGGUAUAACAAUUAUAGCACAAUUAACUGAUUAUCUUCCACAAAAUUUUAAACCUGGUAUUGGAGAUGAAGAUUAUUGCUGGUUGGAUGUCUUAAGAAAUUAUUCAGCAUUUGCAUAUUUUUAUGGGCCAAUAUUAGCAAUUAUAACAUUUAAUAUUAUAAUGUUUAUUAUAACAUCAACGAAAAUACAUCAUGUACAAAGAGAAGUUGCACGAAUGAUUGCACGUGAGGAUAGUCGAAAAAAUUUAAGAACUGAAAAAGAUCAAUAUGGUCUAUUUUUACGAUUAUUUAUUGUAAUGGGUGCAACAUGGUCCAUGGAAAUAAUAUCAUAUUUAGUUGGAGAAAAGCAUAUAUUUGCAUGGAUAUUUUAUGUAAUGGAUGUUUGUAAUGCUGUACAAGGUUUCUUAAUAUUUGCAUUAUUUGUUUUAAAGAAGAAAGUUAAACAUUUAAUAAUAAAAAGAUAUAAGCAAAGCCGUAGUAUCAACAGAUCAAGUCAAUACUCAACUAAAACUUCAUCAAGUAAUAUAACACUGACGACAUUAAGUCAUGCAACAACAGAAAAACCAUUAAUGGAUCCAAAAUCAUUAAAGGAGUAAAAUCUUACCAAUUCUAAUUUAGACAAGUUAUAUAAUAUGUAAUAAUUUACUAUAUGAUCACAUAAACUGUAUAUGCUUUCCCUUACAUAUUAAAUUUUUUUUUUUAAAUUAUUGAUUUUACCAAAGAUUAUCAAAACAAAAAAAAAAAACAAACCUUUCUAACUGAUAUCCAAUAAUAUAAUUUAAGUAUAAUUUGUAUUUUAAAGUUUACAUUAUGUACUAUAUUAUAUAAGAAUAAAUGUAGAAAAAAGAAAAAUUUAGAAUAUAAAAUACGUGUUCGU